AUGGAGCAGUCGUUCUUUUUCGUGGAUGGCUUACACGCCGAUAAGACCUCGAAAAGGCUGAUGCGCCAACAUGUCAUGAAAGGUAAAAAUGCAGGCAAAACGUUUCACCGACCGUCCAAAGUCGGUCAAGUUGCUCGAUAUCACGCCCUGGAAAGAAUAGCACGACCUAUCGGCACUCAAUUUUUCACUUUUCCGUUUCCUGUACCGGUGACCAAGGUUGCCAGUAAAGCUCUCCAUGACUUCUUUAACCUUACCAUCAACCUGAUUUAUCCGACACAGCUGGGAUUUGAUAUUGAGCAAUACAAACUACGAUGGCUAGAAAUCAUGUUUCUCAGCAAACCCGGUAUUUACUCCCUCAAAGUUUAUGGCCGUGUACUAACCGUGAUAGCAUACGAUUGCUCUCUGGCUCUGAUACAAUCUUCCAACGAAACAUACCUUGGCGCAGGCUACAGCUGUUCGAAUUCCCUUUCGUGCCUAUCGCAAACUCUGGACCAACUAUCGAGACGACUUGCAACGAACGAGGCUUUAUCAGAUCACACACUUUCUAUUGUCAUGGCGCUUAUCAAUCAUGAGCAAGUAGCAGGACACUACGUUGAAGCUGAGGCGCAUGUGAAGGGUAUGAAAAGGAUUGUUGACCUCCGCGGGGGUUUGGAGAAGAUAGAAGAUGGUGCUGUGGCGGCCAAGAUCUGUCGGUGGGCUGUCCUCAAACAAGCCCUUUCUGAUCUCAUGGGAGUUUGCAACCUAUUCAACAAGCACAUCGACAAAAAGCCUCUCGAUCUGAUCGAAUUUCAAGAGAUUUUGAUAUCCAUCUGCUACCGACUCCUACAAUUCAGAACACUGAAUGAAUCUAGGCUUAUACAAGACGUCGAUUCGGCUCAUCAUAUUGGAUUAUUAGUAUUCAUGGUGUCAAUGUUUUGGAAUAACCAUCAAAAUCGACUUGCCAAGCCUGGACUGAUAGCGGCCUGUAUCAAAGAAGCUUUGGAAACGUCGGAUGAACUUGGGGAUGAGUUUAUGUUUUGGAUGUUGGUUCUGGGAGGGAUCUCUGUCUCGGAGAAAGAGGAUCUGGAGUGGAUGGUGAUACGAUUGCAUCAGAAGGCUCAAGAAAUUGGCGUUGUAACGUGGGACGAUGCACGGAAUUUCUUGCUCAAGUUUCCCUGGAUGAGCGUUAUCCAUGAUAUAUCGGGACAAACGCUGUGGAAUAAGUAUAGUGUAAGAUCUUUAACCCAAUUGAGUAACUCUCUCAUUAUGCCUUCUACUACGUACUCUGAGUUUGAAGCUCACACUGAGGAUAUCGAUGUCGCCAAAGCUUUUGCAGAUGGUAUUCGUGGGAAGACUAUUCUCAUCACCGGUGUUAACCGUGGCGGCAUCGGUUUCUCAACCGCCCAUGCAUUUUCUACGCAAGACCCAGCUCUUAUCAUCAUAGCCACCCGCAGCCCAUUCAAGGCACAAGACAGCAUCGAUGCUCUCAAAUCCGAAUUUCCAAACGUCAAUUACCGCUUUCUAGAGGUAGACCUCUCCAGCCAAGCGUCCAUUCGAAAGGCAGCCGAAGAAGUCCUAUCAUGGUCCGACGUCCCGACCAUUGAUCUUGUUAUCAAUAGUGCUGCUGUCAUGGGUGUUCAAGAACGUACCCUGACGCAAGACGGUCUAGAGAUGCACCUCGCCACGAACCACAUCGGACACUGGCUUCUCACCGGUCUCAUCAUGCCCAAGCUCAUCAAGGCAGCAGAGGGCAAACCAAAAGGAGUAGUCCGAAUUGUCAACAUUACUUCUGCUUCGCCAAUGACCUCUCGUAUGCGCUGGAGUGAUAUGAACUUUGAUAAAAAGAACAAAGACCUUCCUGAGGCAGAGCAGCCAGUGUAUAAGGUUAUGAAACUCUGGGGCUACGAAAAUGCUGAAGAUGCUGAAUAUCUUCCAUUGGAUGGCUACGACCGCAGCAAAGUCGCCAACGUUCUUUUCAGUAUCGGUGCUACCAAACGGCUCUUCGACAAAUACGGCAUUCUGUCAGUUGCUGCCCACCCAGGUGUCAUCUGGGGUACGGAACUCGCGAGAAACUUCCCACAGGAUACCAUUGACGCCGCGAAGAAACUCGGUGAAGCUGGGCUUUACAGUGUGAAGUCAUUGGGGGCUGGAGCUUCUACUGGUCUUGUCGCGGCUCUGGAUCCAAAGUUGGCUGUGGGCGUGGCCGAGGAAGAAGGGAAUUUUGGAGCGUAUCUUUCAGACUGCCAGAUCAGCGAUAAAGCCAACCCACUCGCUAUUUCGAGUAGUGAAGCCGAGAAAUUAUGGGAGUUUUCCGAGAAGGUGACUGGAAGCGUCUUUGACUGGUGA
This is a messenger RNA of Fusarium venenatum, 2325 nucleotides long. The record is from RefSeq and is a predicted model, not a curated record. Lineage: Eukaryota; Fungi; Ascomycota; Sordariomycetes; Hypocreales; Nectriaceae.